GCAACACUCCCGCCGCACUUUGUCACCGUAAAACAAAAGUUUGCUCACUUUUUUUUUGUACUGAUAAUGGCAAAAUAGCUAAAGGUCACUUGGAGGCAGUUCGGAAUGCACAGUCGCCGAACUCGAUUAAAAAAUACAGCAGUUUAAUGUAGCUGGCGUCUGUAUUUUCGCCGAGAGGCAGAUUCGUGGUGACGGUUAAACAAGCUAGAAUUUUAUAGCACCUGAAGCUGAGUCGGAGUCUGGACUGAGUUUGCAGUGAGUGGAUUUGUCUCCACUCGUCUGCAGAGAGAAAAACACGUCCAACAUGCCAUCCAACAAAUCGGUGUCUGACGCUCCCAUCACUCAGUUCAUCAACUGCAGGAUACUGAGAGACCACAAGCUGCAGAGAGAGGACCUGUGGGUGCGUGAAGGGAGGAUUUUAGAUCCAGAGAAGUUGUUCUUUGAUGAGCAGGGUUACGCCGACAAGCAUGUGGACUGUGAAGGCAGCAUCAUCUCACCGGGCUUUAUAGACGUCCAGAUCAACGGAGGAUAUGGCAUCGACUUCUCUCAGGCCUCUGAGGACGUCAGAGCCGGAGUUUCCUUGGUGGCGAAAAAGGUCCUGGAGCACGGUGUGACGUCCUUCUGUCCCACGCUAGUCACCUCUCCCUCUGCUGUCUACCACAAGGUUUUGCCUCAGGUCAAAGUUCACAAUGGAGGACAACAUGGAGCUGGAGUUCUUGGUUUUCAUCUGGAAGGUCCGUUCAUCAGCGUGGAGAAGAAGGGAGCCCACCCGGAGCAGUACCUCCGCACCUUUCAGUCCGGAGGGAUUGAGGACCUGAUGGAGAUCUAUGGGAGCCUGGACAACGUUGCCAUGGUAACGUUGGCCCCUGAGCUGACCGGCAGCCUAUCAGUGGUGAGGGAGCUCUGCCACAGGGGCAUCACUGUGUCGUUAGGUCACUCAGUGGCCAACCUGUCUCAGGCUGAGCAGGCCGUUCAGAGCGGAGCCUCCUUCAUCACUCACCUCUUUAACGCCAUGCUGCCUUUCCACCAUCGAGACCCUGGAAUAGUGGGUCUGCUGACCAGUGAUCAGAUCCCCGCAGGCAGGACGGUCUACUACGGCAUGAUAGCUGAUGGGAUCCACACCAACCCAGCUGCCCUGCGUAUCGCCCACAGAGCUCACCCUUCAGGUUUGGUGCUGGUGACAGACGCCAUCACCGCGAUGGGUCUUCCUCCCGGGCGUCACACUCUGGGCCAGCAGGUCAUCGAGAUCCAGGGUCUCCACGCUUACGUGGCAGGCACUAAGACCCUCAGCGGCAGCAUAGCCACGAUGGACAUGUGUGUGCGUCACUUCAAACAGGCUUCAGGCUGCAGUGUAGAAGAAGCUCUGGAAGCUGCCUCGCUCCAUCCGGCUCAGCUUCUGGGCAUCAGCCACAGGAAGGGAAACCUGGACUACGGCUCAGACGCAGACCUCGUUUUGCUUGAUGAUGCUCUUAACGUCAAAGCCACCUAUAUUUCUGGAGAGGAGGUUUGGAGAAAAGGACAAUAGAAGAAGAAGCAGCUGUGCCGAUGGAAACUGGCCCGACAGCUGGGACCCUCCGUUCAAUCAGGGGACGCCGUUUCCCACAGGACCACAAAUCUGUUGAAUGCUUUAGUUCAUCAGGACACAGCAGAGUCCAUCUUCUGCUCUACAUCCUCCUCCUCCAUUCAGAAGACUGAAGUUUAGGUAUUUUUACCCACGCUGACCACGUGACUCUGCAGUCGCAGCGUCUGUCAGCGUGUGUCAGUGUCUGUCCAACACUUUGGUCCAGAGGGAAAUAACAAACAAAACUUCAUGUUCCUCAGAGGAUGAAUCUUAAAUACUUUGCUGAUUCCCUGACUUUUCAUGUAACGGAACCAAACAAACUGUAAAGCUUUUGCUACACGAGUGAUAAAGGUUUAACGGCAGCGAAGUCGUCCGUGAUUCAUCCGCGCAGCAACGAGGAUCGCAGCCUCUCUGGGCUGCAGACCUGUACUUUGAUUUUCAGGAGUUCUGAAUGUGACUCAUAGUACUAUCACCUGAAUGUCAGUGGGUGUGAGGAGAUAACAUGAGUUGUUCAAGGUUUUAUGAAUGAUUAUACACAGACUGUGAGAGACAGAGUUUUAUUUGCCCGUAUACAGAUCCACAUUCCUUAUUUGACUUUAAUCACACGACACACAUGUGAUUUAAUAGACAUUUCAUAAUCAGCUCAGAGUCGUUUGAAAUGUGACAAUGGGCCCAAACCAGGCACUGUUUUUCUAAGAGGUCACAAGCCAAAAGGUUUGGGAGCCACUGGUUUAAUCUUUGGACAAUGUGCUGUGUUCUUUGAGCAUAAAAUAUUUUCUAUACAAGAUGUUAAUCUGAUUAAAACGUACAAUAGUUCCCGGACAUUGAGCUAAAUAAAAAAAAUGUGGUGGAGAACAAGUAUAAAUUAGCCUAAAAUGGAGCUGAUGGUUUUGCUAACGUGGUGAAUUAGCUCUGGGUUUAGCCUGUAUUUGUUCCCACUGUGGAGAAUGAAGUUUGCAGUUAGGAGUUCCUGUUUGUUACACCAUUAGAUUUACUGACAAUUUCCUCUGAAACGUUCACAGAGAAGAAAACUUAAAAAUCUGACUAUUGUGAACCAAGUUCUGUCUUUUUCUGUGAUCUCUGAGCGGAUAUGGACGUUUAGCAUAGCUCAGUUUACACCACGUUUAAUGGCGGGACAAAAAAAAAAACCCAAUUCAUUUCUACCUUAUGAGAACAAAGUUUUUAACAGGUGUUUGUAUCUGUGUGAAUCCUUCUACACCAAGAACCACGACUUUAAAACCCAACGGAAGAACUUUUAAUCGGAUCGGGACCGUGAGCGUCUCCCACAGACAAACCGUCCUCUGGUGGAUCGUUUAUGAGCCGAAUUAACAGCAAAGGCCCGGUGAUUAAUCAGAAACACGCAGAUCACGUUUAAUGAGUUCUUUUAAUUAUUUUUUGCGAGCGAAACAAGUUGUCAAAGAGUGAUGGGGGCUUUUGAACGGUGAUUACAGGUCUGUACAAAAACGGAAAUGUAUUUUUUCUGUAAAUAAAGUGCAGCUCGGAGCAUGA
Molecule: messenger RNA, 3070 nt
Organism: Toxotes jaculatrix (banded archerfish)
Lineage: Eukaryota; Metazoa; Chordata; Actinopteri; Toxotidae
Gene: amdhd2
Product: amidohydrolase domain containing 2
Exons: 12
Coding region: 305-1525 (406 amino acids)
Biological process (GO): N-acetylglucosamine catabolic process
Molecular function (GO): N-acetylglucosamine-6-phosphate deacetylase activity
Source: RefSeq, a predicted model, not a curated record